AUAUAAAUUCAAAAAAGAAAUAUUGGCUAAUUUGCAAGGCAUCCCGCGUAACAAACAAGCACCGAUAAUAAAAAGGCACUUCAAGAACAAACCUCCACUCAACUCUAUCGCUACCACCCACCGCCUUCUCCAAAAAACAAAAUUGCUCGAUCUUAGGGAUCUGAAAAUUCGCCAUGAAUCGCCACAACGAUCCCAAUCCGUUCGAUGAAGAAGAGGUCAAUCCAUUCUCGAAAGGUGGUGGUGCUCCUGGAUCAAAGUUUCGAAUCCCGCAAAUGGUAUCAGACACUCUUGGCUUUGGACAGAAGCAUGAUGCUACAGUGGAUAUCCCACUGGAUACGAUGAAUGAUCCGAAGAAGAAGGAGAGAGAGCUUGCUGCCUGGGAAGCUGAACUUAAUCGGAAAGAAAAGGAAAUCAAAAAGAGGGAAGAAGCUGUUUCUAAAGCUGGUGUCCCUGCUGAUGAUAGAAACUGGCCUCCAUUUUUCCCCAUUAUUCAUCAUGAUAUAGCUAAUGAAAUCCCAGUACAUGCUCAGAAGUUGCAGUACUUGGCUUUUGCUAGUUGGCUAGGUAUUGUUUUGUGCUUGUUCUUCAAUGUUAUUGCAAUAACUGUCUGCUGGAUUAGAGGCGGGGGAGUCAAAAUUUUUUUCCUUGCUGUUAUAUACGCGAUACUUGGAAUUCCUCUUUCCUAUGUGCUAUGGUACAGGCCUCUAUACCGAGCUAUGAGGACAGAUAGUGCCUUGAAAUUUGGUUGGUUCUUCAUGUUUUACUUGCUACAUAUUGCAUUUUGCAUUUUUGCUGCCAUUGCGCCUCCUGUUGUGUUUCACGGACAGUCAUUGACGGGUAUCUUAGCAGCAAUCGACGUCUUCUCUGAUCAUGUCUUGGUUGGGAUAUUUUACCUUAUUGGUUUUGGCUUUUUUUGCUUGGAAUCACUUCUUAGUUUGUGGGUCCUUCAGAAAAUCUAUUUGUAUUUUAGGGGAAACAAAUGAGUGAAGAGAGAUCAUCAAGCAACGUUUGCGAUGUUGCAGCGGAAAAAUCUUUGGUUUGUCAUUUCUUGUGAUGGGGGGUUUAUAGGGUAGUAUGGUUAUUGUAUUUUAGGAUGUUGAUUUUUUUAUUUUAAUGAGCCAAGAGAGAGAUGUGGAUUCUAAAAUUGAUGAUUGAUAUUAUUGAUGUGAUAUAAAUAUAUAAUUUUGUGCGAAAA
Molecule: messenger RNA, 1195 nt
Organism: Cucumis melo (muskmelon)
Lineage: Eukaryota; Viridiplantae; Streptophyta; Magnoliopsida; Cucurbitales; Cucurbitaceae
Product: secretory carrier-associated membrane protein 4
Exons: 12
Coding region: 174-983 (269 amino acids)
Biological process (GO): protein transport
Cellular component (GO): trans-Golgi network membrane; recycling endosome membrane
Source: RefSeq, a predicted model, not a curated record